Mucor velutinosus is the source of this 1041-nucleotide messenger RNA. RefSeq names its product alpha tubulin suppressor (gene ATS1). Bases 1 to 1041 code for a protein of 346 amino acids. Lineage: Eukaryota; Fungi; Mucoromycota; Mucoromycetes; Mucorales; Mucoraceae. The record is from RefSeq and is a predicted model, not a curated record. The transcript has 2 exons.
AUGGCAACAAGCAAUCGUUAUGAAUUUCAACCUCCCAUGAACAUGAACGCUAUUCGUAGCAACAUAAUGCAACGUAUCAAGCAACGAAACGAACACAACAAGCAGCCUUUGACCCCUCCUCCUUCUUCCUCCAGUGUUGCCGCAUCCAAACAUGAUAUCCAAUACAUUCAUUUGGACAAUGGCUUGCCUUCCCCUCCUAUUGAAUCUUGCACAUUUGAUGAUGUCGAUACCUUUGAAAUGGCCAAUAACCACAGCAGCACUCUUCCUGACUCCCCUCCGUCCCCUGUCAUGUCCUUGACUAAAUCUUGCUCAUCUUCAACUACGGGAACAACAGUUGGAGGGACCACGCUUGAAUCCUCUGAAGCUAUUCGCGAAAAGAUAAGAAUCCUCAAAGAAGAAAAGCACCGUUUAUUCCAAACCAUGAAAGACUUGCUAUCUCAACCAGCACAACCAGUUGCCGCAGAAACUGUUGUCGCUGCUGCGUCUACUGUUGCUGCUUCCAUCAUUGAGAAGCCUGCUCCAAAGCAACAAGAAUCGGUUGUUUCAAAACCUAUGGCGGAAAGAUCAAGGUCGCAUAGCAGAGAUAAUAGCCUCAAGUCAAGACCCAUUUCAAGAUCUCGCAGUAUUAGUCACACUGAAUUCAGUAGGCCGCUAUCUCGGUACUCUGGUAAUUAUUACCAUGAUCGCAGGUCUCCUCCUAGAUUCUAUGGCAAUGACAAUCGCAGCUAUCCUUAUAAUCGUUCGUCUUAUCCUCAUACAUCAUCACAGCAAUCUCAAUCACAAACCGCAUCACUACCUUCAUCUUCAUCGUCUCCCACAUUAAAUAUGUCUCGUCGUGUACUUAAUAGCAAUAAUAUCAACAAUAACAAUAAUAACAACAACUCCUCUUAUGUACCAUCACGAUCGCAACUUGCAGGUAGACCUUCUUCCUCAUCUGCUGCUGCUGUUAGUGGCGGUGGUAUUGCUUCUGCUUCUGCUUCGACAUCGACUACCUUCCGUCCAUUAAAUCGCUCCUCUUCUGAUAGACAUUCAAGAUAUUAG